Mercurialis annua (annual mercury) is the source of this 1865-nucleotide messenger RNA. RefSeq names its product transcription factor UNE12-like. The record is from RefSeq and is a predicted model, not a curated record. Gene Ontology annotation, cellular component: nucleus. Gene Ontology annotation, molecular function: RNA polymerase II cis-regulatory region sequence-specific DNA binding; protein dimerization activity; DNA-binding transcription factor activity, RNA polymerase II-specific. NCBI's taxonomy places the organism in Eukaryota, Viridiplantae, Streptophyta, Magnoliopsida, Malpighiales, Euphorbiaceae. The transcript is spliced from 7 exons. The coding region runs from base 431 to 1405 and encodes 324 amino acids. Gene Ontology annotation, biological process: regulation of transcription by RNA polymerase II.
AUUCACAAACUUUGUCAAAGAGAAAAUAAAGAAAAAUCAAUGAACAUUGAACAAUCUCUACCAUUUCACUGCACACAAAAGAACUGAACUUUCCCAAUUCCUUUCAGCUCUCUCACACACAAACACAGCACUAAACAAGUCACAAGUCAGACCCUAAAAAAACUAUAAAACUAAGCAAAACAAAACUAAAAAAACCCAACACUGCAUUUUCAUUUUUUUCAGGCACUCAUUCUCUCUCUAGAAAAAGCUGAAGCCAUACCCAUAAAACUCAUUGGAAUCCACAGUUCCAUUUCCUGAUUAUUGGGUUUUGGAUCUGCCACCCAAUUCUCCAACAAAACUUUCUCUUCUUUAUUGCCUUCCCCAAAAAAAUAGUAUUCCCACUUAUAUUACUCUCUGAACAUUCAAUCUUCAACACUGUAAGAUCACUUGCAUGGCGGGAAAUUCUCAAACUGAGGGGCUAGGAGAUGACUUCUUUGAGCAGAUCUUGGCAGUGCAGCCGGGGUAUGGCGGUGCCGGAGAAGUGGUGGGGUCUACUAUGCCUAUGAUGGGUUUGCAGUUAGGGUCUACUAGUAGCGGCGGCGGUGGUGGCGGUUUAAGGUCUAAUAAUAUGGGGAUGAUGCCGUUAGGGUUGAAUUUAGAGUUCUUGAGGCAACAAGAAGAUGGUAGUGGCGGCGGUGGUGGUUUGGAUAACAAUAAUAAUCAUGUCAGCAAUAAUAUUGUUUCUUCAUCUUCUACAACUUCUGUUAUCAAUGAAAGAGAUUCUGUGCACAUGGCAAGUUUGUUCCCAACGUUUGGACAGUUGCAAUCUCAGUCACUCCGCCCUACGCCGCCACCUCAGCUCCACCAGCCAUUUCAUGGGCAGCAAACACGAGGCGGCGGAGCAGUAUUACAGCCACCGGGCAUACGUCCUAGGGUGCGAGCAAGACGAGGACAAGCUACUGAUCCUCAUAGUAUCGCCGAGCGGUUGCGUAGAGAGCGGAUUUCAGAGAGAAUGAAGGCUUUGCAGGAGUUGGUUCCUACAGCCAACAAGACUGAUAGAGCAGUAAUGCUUGACGAGAUUGUGGACUAUGUGAAGUUUCUAAGGCUUCAAGUUAAGGUAUUGAGCAUGAGUAGACUGGGAGCAGCUGGUGCCGUAGCUCAGCUUGUAGCUGAUGUACCGCUAUUAUCACUCGAGGGAGAGAGCAUUGAAGGGGGCGGAAAUGAGCAAGCAUGGGAGAAAUGGUCGAAUGACGGUACUGAGCAACAAGUAGCUAAGUUGAUGGAAGAAGACAUGGGAGCCGCUAUGCAGUUUCUUCAAUCCAAGGCACUUUGCAUCAUGCCUAUAUCACUCGCUUCAGCAAUCUUCCGAACACACCCUCCCGACCCAACAUCCAUCGUCAAGCCCGAAUCAAACACCCAAUCGUAAACCUAAUCAAGAAUUUUUAUGAUCGGCGCGUGGGUCCCAAGUCUUGAUGUAGACUCAUUCUAACUUAUUAGAAAGAAAAAAAAACAAUAUCUAGUUGGUGCAGAUAGCUGUUGGUGCUCUUUAGGAGGAGUCAUUAUGAUGUGAAGGAAGAAGAAUGAAGAGGGGCACUGAUGUUUAUAAUGCUAUGGUCAAGGCAAAAGCCAAAAUAUUCAAAAAGCUCCAUUGAUGUGCUUCUUUGUUUAAUAUAUGUGUAUGUAUUUCUAAUCUGUGGUGGUGGGUGUUAGUGGAGAAUGACCAAAAAAUAUUAUUUCUCUUUUGGAUAGUGGACAUGUAAGGUCAUUCAAAAGGGGAUGAUGGGUAUGAUUGUAUUUGGAAAAAUAUUUGUAUGCAACUUGAAAUAGAUGUGAUGUUGUAGGUUCUCUCAUUAAAAAGAUAAUUAAAAAAUGAAGGUUUAAAUCCA